AUGUCUAUCAAAGUCACAUUGUAUGAACUGGCGGAUCUCUCCAUAGGGACUCCGGAGAUUGGCGUUAUCAAUUUCAAUGCCCUCCAUGCUCUCCUACAUGCUGUCAUCAGCUACCUCAACAUUCAAGAUAUCAAAGCAGAUGUGAAGGUGGACAGAGGUCCUCCAACCAAGCCAGAGAUGCACUUGCUUUCUGCUGCAACUGAGGCAGGACCUAGUGAUUUAUUGGGCCAAGAGGCAUUACCAAAAGAGAAGGAGGACAAGGAAGGCAUUUUGAGAGAAGAGCCGGAUUCUCGGCUUGCUGACUUGGAAAAGAAACUAAAGCUGAUGGAGACGAAUCUCCGUGGCGUGAAAGGUCAGAUUAAAGGGAUAGAAGGCCAGGUCCAAGGGGCAUUAGGUCAUGUCCAAGAAGUAGAAAAUCAAAUCAGUGGGGUGCAAAAUCAAAUUGAGGGAAUACAAAAUGAGGUCCAUGGAGUGCAAGAUCAAACUCAGGGAGUGCAGGAUAAAGUGAAAAGAAUGGGGAAAGACCUCGUAGGGUUUGAAAAGCAGAUUGCUGGACUGGAGAAGCUUCCUUCGGGGACUGAACUGAUAGAGAAGACCCAAAGUGGAUCUGGCACAGCUGUAUCUGACAUGUGGCAAAUGAUGCAGAUGCAGAAAAAGGUUGAAGCCGGUGAGAAUGGAAUCAACCAGGCUAUGUCCCUCUUACAAGAUUUAGUGGAUGAGACAAGCAACAUGAAGUCAGCCACAAGCAACUUGGAGGACGAAGUAAAGAAAAUCAAAGAGCACUUAGCUUUUCUAGAUCCUCGUGGGCUUGAUGAUCGUUUAAAUACUUGCCUGAGCGAUCAGAGUAGUUUGGAUCACGAUUUGAAAGAUUUAGAGAAGAGGUUAAACCAAUUCCCAUCCCCAGAAGAAAUGGUACGGUGGGAAGUUCUUGAAGAUAUCCUUGUGAAGGGCAAGAGCCCGUCUCCUGAGACAAGUCCAGUCCAACACUCUCCAACUGAUUCAACCUCACCAGAAGGCAAAACUGUGGGAUCUCAACCUGGCACUGCUGCCCAGAGAACAGAAGGAGGCCAGAGCCCAUCAACUAGAUUACCAGGAGCUCAGGCAGGAGCACCAGGGGCUCCAAGUGGAGCAGCUGUCCCUGGAGCACUGCCAGGCAUUGCUGGGGUUCCAGGACCAUUUGCACCUCAGUUUGGAGCACCUGGGACUUAUCCUGGGGCACCCGGAGCCCAGGCUCCCUUUCCUGGAGCACCUGGGACCUAUCCUGGGGCACCCGGAGCCCAGGCUCCCUUUCCUGGAGCACCUGGGACUUAUCCUGGGGCACCCGGAGCCCAGGCUCCCUUUCCUGGAGCACCUGGGACCUAUCCUGGGGCACCCGGAGCCCAGGCUCCCUUUCCUGGAGCACCUGGGACUUAUCCUGGGGCUCCCGGAGCCCAGGCUCCCUUUCCUGGAGCACCUGGGACUUAUCCUGGGGCACCCGGAGCCCAGGCUCCCUUUCCUGGAGCACCUGGGACUUAUCCUGGGGCUCCCGGAGCCCAGGCUCCCUUUCCUGGAGCACCUGGGACCUAUCCUGGGGCACCUGGAGCCCAGGCCCCCUUUCCUGGAGCACCUGGGACCUAUCCUGGGGCACCUGGAGCCCAGGCCCCCUUUCCUGGGGCACCUGGGACCUAUCCUGGGGCACCUGGAGCCCAGGCUCCCUUUCCUGGAGCACCUGGGACCUAUCCUGGGGCACCUGGAGCCCAGGCUCCCUUUCCUGGAGCACCUGGGACCUAUCCUGGGGCACCUGGAGCCCAGGCUCCCUUUCCUGGAGCACCUGGGACCUAUCCUGGGGCACCUGCAGCCCAGGCUCCCUUUCCUGGAGCCCAGCCUGGAGGUCCUGGAGCCCCCUAUCCUGGGGCACCUGGGGCCCAGCCUGGAGGUCCUGGAGCCCAAGCACAAUAUCCUGGAGCACCUGGGGCCCAGCCUGGAGGUCCUGGAGCCCAGGCACCAUAUCCUGGGGCACCUGAGGCUCAGCCUGGAGGUCCUGGAGCCCAAGCACCAUAUCCCGGAGCACCAGGGGCCCAGCCUGGAGGUCCUGGAGCCCAAGCGCCAUAUCCUGGGGCACCUGGGGCUCAGCCCGGAGGUCCUGGAGCCCAAGCACCAUAUCCCGGAGCACCAGGGGCCCAGCCUGGAGGUCCUGGAGCCCAAGCGCCCUAUCCUGGAGCACCUGGGGCCCAGCCUGGAGAUCCUGGAGCCCAAGCACCCUAUCCUGGGGCACCUGGGGCUCAGCCUGGAGGUUCUGGAGCCCAAGCAUUAUAUCCCGGAGUACCUGGGGCCCAGCCUGGAGAUCCUGGAGCUCAAGCGCCCUAUCCUGGAGCUCCUGGAGCCCAAGCGCCCUAUCCUGGUGCACCUGGGGCCCAGCCUGGAGGUCCUGGAGCCCAAGCACCAUAUCCCAGAGCACCUGGGGCCCAGCCUGAAGGUCCUGGAGCCCAAGUGCCCUAUCCUGGAGCACCUGGGACCCAGUCUGGAAGUCCUGGAGCCCAGACCCCAUAUCCUGAUGCAUCUGGAGCUCAGGCCCCAUAUUCUGAGGUUUCAGGGGCCCAACCUGGGGCUCCUGGGGCCCAAGUUCCAUAUCCUGGAGCCCAGCCUGGUUUUCCUGGGGUCCAACCUGGAGUUUCUGAAGGCCAACCGCCCUAUCCUGGAGCACCUGGUGUUGGAGCUACACCCCCAUCAUCUCCUUUCCUCCCCUCGACCACUCCUAUGGGGUAUUCUGAGACGCCUUCCCCUUCGACCAAUUUGGCUCCAGUUCGCUAUGCGGAGACCCUGGAUGCCCUGCGCUCCCUUUCCCAGCUGAAUGACCUCUACCAAACUCUCAGAGACCAGAUCGCCAUGCUGGACUACUACAAGUGUGGCCAUUCUGAUCUCCGCAGGCUACAGGACUUCCUCACUGAUGCACUUUAUAAGACCUUUGCUGCCAUUCCACCUAAUCUGUCAGAACAACUUGAUGCAAUGCGUUCCUUGGAAGAAGACUUCAAAUCUGAGAAAGAGGUGUUGAGGAGGAUUCAGAAUGCAAUUGAAGGAGAAUCGCCGGGAGAAGAGGCAGAGAAAAUAGAGGGAGCUAGUCAGAUCACCUUGCAAAUAGGUUAUCUCAGAGCAACAGUGCAGGAUAUAGAGAAAGAGCUAAAGGAGCUGAGACAGAAACAAGAUACGGGGAAAGCCACAUUGGAGCAAUCAAUGACGGACAAUGCCUAUUACCUCCAGGAGCAGUUAGACAAGCUUAGAUCUGUCAUAGAGAACAUGAUGUCCUCCUCGUCAACCUUGCUGUCCAUGAGCAUGCCACCCAUCCCAGAGUCUGGUGCAGCUCAAGUCCAAAGCACGUGCGCAGCCUGCAGCUUAGAUGUCAGUGAGAAGGUUAGCCAGUUGUUCAAGCGCUACGAGCAGCUGCAGGACUCAGUCAACAACUUCAUGUUGAGGCAGGCAGAAAGCAAGACGAAGAAACCCAAGCAACGCCAGGAAGAAGAGGUGCUCAACCAAAUCCAGAGUACUAUCCUGCAAGUCCAAGAAGACUGUGAGAAGCUGAAUGCCACUACUGGCACUCUGGUUGAAGAUCAUCACCUGAAACAGAAAGAGAUCAGUGCAUUGUACAAAUCACUGGAGAAACUGGAAAAUGAAAAAGUUGACAAAGAUUCCCUAGAGAUGGAAAUCCACGUGAAAGCAGAUAAGACUGCUCUUGCGGCAAAGGUCAGUCGCAGCCAGUUUGAUGCCACCACAGAACAGCUACAUAAGAUGAUGCAGGAACUGCUAAAUAAGAUGGUGGGGCAAGAGCAAGACUGGCAGAAAAUGCUUGACAAACUCUUGAUUGAAAUGGACUCUAAGCUGGACCGCUUGGAACUGGAUCCAUUCAGGCAGCAGCUGGAGGAUCGUUGGAAAGAUAUUCGGAAACAGUUGAAGCAAAGGGUUCCACAAGAUGAAGGUGAUGAGGCUGCAGGGAUCAGAAGGAGACUCCUGGCUCACUUUCACUGCAUUUCUUGUGACCGACCCUUGGAGAUGGUGGUGCCUGGCCCGCGAAUUACGACUCUCCCAGCUGUUCCAGGUUUACCUGCUCAUCAAUCCCUCCGGCCGUAUAUGGUUUAUGAAUUGGAACAAAUCAGGCAACUGAACCGCAACAAUUUGAAAUUAGGACCGGGUGUUCGUUAUGAUGCCCUGGAGAAGAGUGCUAGUCUGAACAAGUUACGCCGCAUCCAUUCCAAGAUGCUCAUGGACAUACAAAAGGUGCAGAGUCAUUAUGGCGGAGGUGCCAGGGUCAACGCUCAGAUGAUCAGAGAAGCCCUGCAGUCCCAGUAUCUUGGCUCAAGCCCUUUUGGCAAACGACUUCCAGAGAUGGCUGACUUCAGCUACAUGAGCGUACCUCGACAUUGUGGAGGCAGCCAUACCCUCACCCAUCCAUUCAGACGCUACGUGAAACUGCAACAGUUCAACCAGGGUACGCCCUCUGUCCAGCCAGAUGAAAACACCAUGCUGGCAAUGAUGAAGCACGAAGAAGUAGAUAUACUGGGUCUUGAUGGUCAUAUUUACAAAGGACGUAUGGACACACAUCUUCCAUCAAUAACCGGAAAGGAAUCUGUCCCGAGAACAAGAAGCAAGGUCAUUCGGUCUUCCUCACAAAGGCAUCACCCCAUGUUCAGUGACAUGGCCACCCUCCCAGCUCGCCCACAGACUGCAAAAGUGUCGGUGGGCGGCACCUCAGCUAAAUCAAUCACAGACAAGUCUCAGUUAAGGAACUCUGAAGAGUCUGGAAAUUUGGAGAGAGAAACUUUUGAGGUCCGAAUGACGAUUCCCUCGAGACAACGGUCUGAUGAGCAGUCUACCUAAGCCAAGAGGAGUCCAGUUUUGGACUCACAUAGAACGUGGUUUUCACUGAUGACGCCAGACAAU
Protobothrops mucrosquamatus (brown spotted pit viper) is the source of this 4911-nucleotide messenger RNA. It is a transcript of the gene QRICH2, whose product is annotated as glutamine rich 2. The coding region runs from base 1 to 4848 and encodes 1615 amino acids. Lineage: Eukaryota; Metazoa; Chordata; Lepidosauria; Squamata; Viperidae. The record is from RefSeq and is a predicted model, not a curated record. The transcript is spliced from 22 exons.